This is a messenger RNA of Cricetulus griseus (Chinese hamster), 520 nucleotides long. NCBI's taxonomy places the organism in Eukaryota, Metazoa, Chordata, Mammalia, Rodentia, Cricetidae. The record is from RefSeq and is a predicted model, not a curated record.
AUGGUGGUCACUGGACUGCAGGCUGCUUUAGAGCAGAGACUCAGCGCCCUCGACAUCCACACAGAGGUCUUGGAGCACCCGGAGUUGUUUACAAUUGAAGAAAUGAUGCCUCAUAUUCAACAUUUGAAAGGAGCACAUAGUAAGAACUUAUUUCUUAAAGACAAAAAGGAGAAACACUACUGGCUUGUGACAGUUCUUCAUGAUAGACAAAUUAAUUUAAAUGAUCUUGGCAAGCAGUUAGGAGUUGGGAGUGGAAAUCUUCGAUUUGCUGAUGAAACAGCCAUGCAAGAAAAAUUAAAAGUUGGUCCAGGCUGUGCCACACCUCUGGCACUGUUCUGUGAUGAUGGGGAUGUUACAUUUGUUUUGGAUUCAGCUUUUCUGGAAGGUGGACAUGAAAAAGUAUACUUUCAUCCAAUGACUAAUGCUGCAACCAUGGGCUUGAGUCCUGAAGACUUUCUCGUAUUUGUGAAGGCUACAGGGCAUGAUCCCAUAAUUCUAAACUUUGAUUAAAAACUGACUG